Molecule: messenger RNA, 1182 nt
Organism: Plasmodium gonderi
Lineage: Eukaryota; Apicomplexa; Aconoidasida; Haemosporida; Plasmodiidae
Product: variable surface protein
Exons: 3
Coding region: 1-1182 (393 amino acids)
Source: RefSeq, a predicted model, not a curated record
AUGCAGAGAAAAAAUAUACAAAAUAAAUUAAAAGAAUAUUUUGAAAAUGACAAACUAGGAUUACCAUCAGCACAAUUUUAUAAAAAAUUGGAUCUUCGUCUUUUUAAUUAUAAUAAUGUCAAUUGGAAGCAUAACCAAAAUGAGUUAAAAGUGUAUUAUAAAAUGUGUGAAACUUUCCAUAGUACACAUAAAAGUGAUUUUUUUAGAAGACUUUGUUCAGUACUCCUAUGGCAUCUAAGUACUGCAAAUACAAUAAUGAAUGAAAGAAAUAAUGACUACAAUAAUUGUGAACUUUUGAAUUAUUGGAUAUACAGUAGAUUAUCUUGGAUGUAUAAUAAGGAACAUGCUCCUAUUAUUAAUAUGUUUGCUAAAAUUCAAAUGUUAUGGAAUUCUCUUGUUGAAGAUCCUGUAAAUAGAUCAUUUUACAAUAAAUGUAGUCCAAAAUUUAAUAUGCCUUAUCAACAUAACUUAAUGAGAAGGAAAAGGUUAUAUGAUUACUGCAUUGAUUAUAAUGCACUUCUUAGUAUUGCUAAGCUCUAUAAGGAUAAUCGAGAUAUCAUUUGUGAAUAUUUUAAAAGAAAAACUGAAUUAUAUCAAGAAUUUAAGAAGUAUUGUGAUGAAAAAAAUAAUUAUAAGUGUCCAGAAUUUUUUAAUAAAUGCAAGGAAUAUAGUCCAUCCAAAGCGUUAACUGAGAUUAAUAAUUAUACUGAAGCGGAUAAAAGUAUUUCUGAGAAUUCUUCCGUGCAAAGUAAAGAUACAUUUUCCGCUCAUACAAGUGCAGAAAGGGAAACAUCAUUAGAAGUUCAAUCCGCUACAUUACAUACAAAAGCAUCUGGUGGUCAUCUUGUAUUAUUGGAUGAACUUGCUCAUGGAGAUGAUUCCUUAUUAAAAGUGUAUGAAACAGAAGAAUUUGCUGAUUUAUUUAUAUAUCGUGACAGAUCUAGUAUUGUAAGUGUUUUUGGAAAAACAUUUCUUGGAUUAAUUUUAUUUACUAUAGUUUCUUCCAUUUUGUACAAAUUUACACCUAUAGGAAUUCAGUUGCGUAAAAUAGUUGGACUGAAAAAAAAUAUUAUAAGUGACAUAAAUAGAAGUAAAAAUGUUUUAUUUGAUUACUCAUCAGAAUCAUGUAAUUCAAAUUAUAUGAAUGGACAAGAACAUUUUGUAGUGUACCAUCCUGAUUAA